UCAGUCUGGUAGCCAAGGCUGUCCCGUGCAGGACGAUCCUUCCGCUGUUGCCAUUCUCAUUUAUUCCCUGUUUUAUUUUGUUUGUUUUUGGAACGGUACAUUUUGCAAGCGGAAGUGAAUUGAAGAAAGGUGUUCAAUUGAAUCAAGGGCAAUUUAGGCUAAUAAUUAUUGUAAAAAAAAUGCCGUCGACGAGUUGGCGUUCGCAUUUCCUUCCGUCGUGCAGUGUGGCCGAACUUCAGGACAUUGCCGACGGCUUGUCGGGAUUUGUGCUACCGACUGAACCGGCAAACGAAGUCUAUCCGGGAGUUCUCCUCGGCGAUGCACCGACGGCGCUAUCAACGUACAAACUGAAUCAACUCGGCGUGACUCACGUCGUCAACGUGGCCCAAGCACCGACCAUCUCCAUGUACCCACCGUCUGAUACUUUCAAACAUUCCAAAUGGCAAGACUGGGGAGCUGUCGGUGGAUUCGUCCGCACAUCCGAGGCUUACUACAAGCACGUCGGCAUGGAAUUCCUGGGAAUUCCGGCCUACGACACCAUCACUUUUAAUUUAUCCAGAUAUUUCUACGAAGCCGCCUGCUUCAUCGACGAAGCUCUCGCAUCCGGAGGUACCGUUUUGGUUCACUGUCACGCGGGAAUCUCCCGCAGCGCUACCAUCGUUGCCGCUUUCCUCAUGAUCAAGCGUGGCAUGACGGCCCAGGAAGCCAUCAGAGUCAUCAGGUCCCGGCGCUCGAUCCGUCCCAACAGCGGAUUCUUGCAGCAGUUGUGCGACCUCAACGAGAACUUGCUGGGCGAGAGAAGGCGGGCCAGGGCUGAUUUGGCCGCUAGAAAUGGUGGCACCUCGGUCGCUGUCCUUUGAUUUCUUCCCUUCUGUUUUCGUUUCUCUUCGAUCCGAAUUCUUCACUGAAAUCCAUCAUCGUCCAUAUUUGCUCCGGGGAUUCUUCUCAACAUUCUUCCUCUUUUUUUUCUCCUGCUGUUCUUCUUCUUUCCUAUCCGUUCUGUAACGCACGUUUUUUUAUGGGCCAAUACAAAUCAAGCAGUUGA
This is a messenger RNA of Daphnia carinata, 1045 nucleotides long. RefSeq names its product dual specificity protein phosphatase 3-like. Gene Ontology annotation, biological process: protein dephosphorylation; negative regulation of MAPK cascade. The transcript is spliced from 5 exons. Gene Ontology annotation, cellular component: cytoplasm. Lineage: Eukaryota; Metazoa; Arthropoda; Branchiopoda; Diplostraca; Daphniidae. The record is from RefSeq and is a predicted model, not a curated record. Gene Ontology annotation, molecular function: protein tyrosine/serine/threonine phosphatase activity; MAP kinase phosphatase activity. The coding region runs from base 180 to 860 and encodes 226 amino acids.